AUGAUUGGGGCGAAAACCCCGUGGCCGGCCCUUUCAGGGGUUCCCGAGGCAGCAAACUCACUAAACCAGAAUUUUCUUACCUGCGUAUUGAACCUUCACGCCGACGCGAAAUCGUUCAUUUCGCACAACGAGCAGGCCGGAAAACAGCUUCUAAAGCCUGUUAUCGACUUCUUCGAGCAGGUAGUCACCUACUGCGGUUUCAUGCAACGCCAAACGACGGAUAUUCUCGAUAGGAAUGCUCAUUUAGGCCCUGAGCUGGCUUCGAUCAAGCAGACCCUUCAGAACGCCUCCGUGGUCAGGAAUGCGCCUCCUCCAGCCUAUACGAUUUCUACUCACGACUCCUCCAGCACCGCCCCGGCCACCCCGUCAGAGCUCAGCAAGGACCGCGAAGUAAUCGUUAAACUGCGAGAUGCUAGUGCCCAGAAGACCUACUGA
This is a messenger RNA of Aspergillus affinis, 435 nucleotides long. RefSeq names its product putative RNA-directed DNA polymerase from transposon X-element. The transcript is spliced from 2 exons. NCBI's taxonomy places the organism in Eukaryota, Fungi, Ascomycota, Eurotiomycetes, Eurotiales, Aspergillaceae. Bases 1 to 435 code for a protein of 144 amino acids. The record is from RefSeq and is a predicted model, not a curated record.